CUGACCAAACACAAACCACAAGAGUCACAAACUCGGUUCGACUCAUUAUCAGCGCAUCCGCGCACCUAUACCCCAGAAAUCAAGCGCCAUGUCUCGCGCACCAACCGCCUCCGCGACGGGCAGCUCAAGGAAGAUCUCCUUCAAUGUCUCGGAACAGUACGACAUUCAGGACGUCGUCGGAGAGGGAGCAUACGGAGUAGUAUGCUCGGCACUACACAAGCCGUCUAGCCAGAAGGUUGCGAUCAAGAAGAUCACGCCAUUCGACCACUCCAUGUUCUGUCUAAGAACACUGCGAGAGAUGAAGCUCUUGAGGUACUUCAACCACGAGAACAUCAUCUCCAUCCUUGAUAUCCAGAAGCCUCGAAACUACGAGACGUUUACAGAGGUCUAUCUCAUCCAGGAGCUGAUGGAGACGGACAUGCAUCGCGUUAUCCGCACUCAAGAGCUUUCCGACGACCACUGCCAAUACUUCAUCUACCAGACACUGCGAGCCUUGAAGGCCAUGCACUCCGCCAACGUGCUACAUCGCGAUCUCAAGCCCUCCAACCUCCUCCUCAAUGCCAAUUGCGAUCUCAAGGUCUGCGACUUUGGUCUCGCGCGAUCUGCAGCUUCAACGGAGGACAACUCCGGUUUCAUGACCGAAUACGUUGCCACUCGUUGGUACCGUGCGCCCGAGAUCAUGCUCACCUUCAAAGAGUACACAAAGGCCAUUGACGUGUGGAGCGUGGGAUGCAUUCUGGCAGAGAUGCUGAGCGGAAAGCCGCUUUUCCCCGGAAAGGAUUACCACCACCAACUUACCUUGAUUCUUGACGUGCUAGGCACACCAACCAUGGAAGAUUACUACGGCAUCAAGUCUCGCCGCGCUCGCGAGUACAUCCGAUCGCUACCUUUCAAGAAGAAGAUUCCGUGGAAAGCCAUGUUCCCAAAGACUUCGGACCUCGCUCUUGACCUGCUAGAGAGACUUCUUGCGUUCAACCCUGUGAAGCGCAUUACUGUUGAGGAUGCUCUGAAGCACCCAUACCUGGAACCGUACCACGACCCGGAUGACGAGCCAACUGCGGAUCCAAUUCCAGAGGAGUUCUUCGACUUUGAUAAAAACAAGGAUAACCUGACCAAGGAGCAGCUGAAGCUCCUCAUCUACCAGGAGAUCAUGCGGUAAAGGUCCGCUUUACAUGCUCAUCUUUGGUAACUACCAACACUACGACUUUUUGGCAUCAACUUGAGCUUGAUUGGUAAUACUUUGGGAUGCUAGGACGCCAUCAUUCAUGCUCACCUUGGCUGCAAUUCUUCUAUUCUCCCUUUCUAGCGCGAAUGUCGAAUUGCUUUACAGUCGACAGAGCCGAAUCUGGCUACUAUUAGUAAAGGGCUUUGUAGCAAAGUUCACGAACACAUCUCUUGCAUUAGCACA
Molecule: messenger RNA, 1408 nt
Organism: Mytilinidion resinicola
Lineage: Eukaryota; Fungi; Ascomycota; Dothideomycetes; Mytilinidiales; Mytilinidiaceae
Product: mitogen-activated protein kinase
Exons: 5
Coding region: 89-1159 (356 amino acids)
Biological process (GO): protein phosphorylation; intracellular signal transduction
Cellular component (GO): nucleus; cytoplasm
Molecular function (GO): MAP kinase activity; ATP binding
Source: RefSeq, a predicted model, not a curated record